Messenger RNA from Recurvomyces mirabilis, 2490 nucleotides. RefSeq lists its product as uncharacterized. The transcript has a single exon. Gene Ontology annotation, molecular function: triacylglycerol lipase activity. The coding region runs from base 1 to 2490 and encodes 829 amino acids. Lineage: Eukaryota; Fungi; Ascomycota; Dothideomycetes; Mycosphaerellales; Teratosphaeriaceae. The record is from RefSeq and is a predicted model, not a curated record. Gene Ontology annotation, biological process: lipid metabolic process.
AUGGCCGACACCAGAAAGAGGACGGAUGGUCCGACAGUUGAAACCGAUUCAGCAUGGGACUUUACAGCACUCCCCGACUACGACGACGACUUUUACGAUCCCGACGAUAUCCUAGCAUUUGCCUCAGCACUAUCGGCACCCGAGCCAUCGCCGUCCGAGGAGGACUUACUCAAUCCUAAGAAGAAACAGGAAACAGAAUUCAUUACAGCACUCAACGACUGGCGACCUAUUCAUCAGAAAGUCCGUGGCCAGCAGAAACCAAAUGGAGCUACACAUACCAGCACGAAAGCCAAGCGGAAACGAAAGCAGAAGCGUGGAAGAGAUGAAACCCGGGAAGGAUGGACAUACAGUAUUGUCAAGUAUCCAUUCCUGCUCGUGGUACUAGGCUGGAUUAUAUGCUUGGGUGUCACAUACUUCGCAACCAGGCUGUACAUCUAUUUCUAUGAACAGAAAAUUACAUGGCGAGGGAGGAGAAAUCGACUGCGGAAGCAACUAAGGCAGCAGACGAGCUAUCAGGACUGGAUUCAAUCCGCCAAGGCGCUGGACAAGUACUUGGGUAGUGACAGGUGGAAGGAGGACGAUGACUAUGCCUACUAUGACUCGAGAACUGUUCGCAGAGUGAAGGAGCAAAUGACAGACUUACGGCACAAGGCCAUGGGCGAGGAGGCAGGGGCGGGGAGUGAUAUGGAAGGGCACCGGCCUGUGGACGAGCUCCGAGUACUGGCUGAGGCUUGUGUAAAGAACAACUUUGCUGGUACCGAGAACACGAGAUUGUACUCUGAGACGUAUUAUGGUACGAAGGACUUGGUACAAGACUAUGUUGAAGAGGUCGCCACCAGCCUGAAGUUCUUGCUCAAUAGCCAGCAUCUGACACUGGAAGACAAGCGCGCACUCGCCAAGCACCUAAGCACAAACUUCGGUCGCACGGCGUUAUGCCUCAGCGGUGGCGCAUCAUUCGCGUACUACCACUUCGGUCUUGCAAAAGCUUUGUUGGACGCCGACUUGCUGCCUAACAUUAUUACGGGCACAUCUGGUGGAGCGCUGGUGGCAGCUUUGCUAUGUACGCGGACUGACGAGGAGCUGAAGAAGCUGCUGGUACCAGCCCUGGCUGGUCGUAUAAGUGCUUGCAGCGAACCUAUAACCACAUGGCUGCCACGGUGGUGGCGUACUGGUGCACGUUUCGACAGUGUGGACUGGGCAAGGCGUUGCUCGUGGUUCUGUCACGGCUCGCUAACAUUCCUCGAAGCAUAUGAAAGGACGGGCAGGAUCCUGAAUGUCAGCUGCGUACCUUCCGAUCCACACUCACCGACCAUCCUCGCAAAUUACUUGACAGCCCCAGACUGUGUCAUCUGGUCGGCCGUUCUCGCAUCUGCAGCUGUGCCUGGCAUCCUCAACCCCGUCGUGCUCAUGCGCAAGAACAGAGAUGGUAGACUUGGACCUUACAGCUUCGGACACAAGUGGAAGGACGGCAGUCUACGCACAGACAUCCCAUUGAAGAGCCUCAAUUUGCAUUUCAACGUCAAUUUCUCCAUCGUCAGCCAAGUCAACCCACACAUCAACCUCUUCUUUUUCUCGUCUCGAGGUACGGUCGGCCGACCUGUCACGCAUCGCCGUGGCCGAGGUUGGCGAGGUGGCUUUCUUGGGAGCGCGAUCGAACAGUACCUCAAGUUAGACCUCAACAAAUGGCUAAAAGUGCUCCGCCAUCUCGAGCUCCUUCCUCAACCACUUGGUCAGAAUUGGUCAGAGAUCUGGCUCCAGCGCUUCAGUGGCACCAUCACCAUCUGGCCUCGAACACGAGCAAGCGACUUCUGGUAUAUCCUUUCGGAUCCUGCCAUGAGUCGACUGGCUCAUAUGAUACACUACGGCCAGCUGGCAGCGUGGCCGAAGCUGAAAUUCAUCAGUAACCGCAUGGCUAUCGAGAAAGUCAUUGAGGACGCUAGGGAAAGCACGAGACCGGCUACUCAAGCUCUACCCACGCCUAUGCCAGACGACCGCACUGUCCGGAACGUGCUUUCUGCGGAGGAUAUGCAGACUCUGUUUGCCCGGGCGAACGAUACGCAUGCAGCGGUGGAAGUGCCAACAGAGAUGUAUACCCCACGCAAGGAGCGAUCGCAAUCGCGCCACUUGCACCCUGAUCGUGCAGAAUCUCCUAGCUUACGUCACCGCUUUGGCAUCUGGUUCCGGCAACCGAGUCCACGAAGCAGUCAAGAGACUGUGCGACCUUCGCUUGCUGAGCUCAGGCGUGCGCAUAGUGAACAUCGUCGCGAAAGCGUCAUCGAAGAGCUACGCAGACAAAGCGGUGUCUUCUGGGAUGAUCCCGAGGCUGAUGCGACGGCGAGUGAUACUGAUGCUGAUGGUCACACAACGGAUGAGGAAGCGCUGCAGGAUGAUGAUGGUGACGAGCGCCAUGUUGGUGGUUCGCAGGUCGACGGGAGUGGCUCAUUGAGCGAGACUAGAGGUCGCGAGCAACGCGGUCCUGGGUACGUAUGA